Molecule: messenger RNA, 1539 nt
Organism: Verticillium alfalfae VaMs.102
Lineage: Eukaryota; Fungi; Ascomycota; Sordariomycetes; Glomerellales; Plectosphaerellaceae
Exons: 5
Coding region: 1-1539 (512 amino acids)
Source: RefSeq, a predicted model, not a curated record
AUGGCCCACCAAAUGAGGAGCACCCCCCGUUUGGAAGUAGAUCAGCGUCGACCGAUGCCUCGCCGUCACAUAGCCCGCCCUGGCGUCGCAUCCACGAAUCCCAUCCACUGCCAGCCACAGCCGAUGAACCAAGACCUCCUCCGCAGACAGCAGCAGCAAGACGCCCAGGAGGCCCUGCACAUCGCCCAACCAUGUUAUUUCGUCCCCUUCGUCAUUGGGCCGGCAUGGAUCCUGCAUGAACCUGCCCUGACUCCUGGUCUUUAUUCAUCUCGGCCAUCCGCAACUUCUUUCCUUCCUGGUCAAGGGAAAGACAGCCUGGAUCGGUCUCCCGCGACGCCGACCCGAGCUACUCCCACCUUCGGUCCGCCGCGUCCUUUGUUCGCCUUCCCAGCUGCUGGGUUAACAUUCACCGGCCGAUACUGGUCUCCUGAAAAGUUCGGCCUCGCCUUGCCGCCAACCGAGACCCGCAAGGUCCAGGACGGUCUUCGCCUCACAGCUUUUGGAUCCCCGAGGCGCAAACUAGAGGGAAAAGCCUGCAACUUUACCUCCAUCCCGGCGCUAUACCGUCCAGCCGUCGGUCACAUUCCUGCCUUGUCCCACGUCAUGCUAAGCCCAUCCGUUUCCGUCCCCGCGGCUGAUGGCCCGAGGGGGUCUGGAAGACCCCUGGACUCUCCUCCAAAUGGAAUGCGUGCAAGCCACCAUCUCUACCAAACCGCGGAUGCGAACGCCGCGCCGACCGGUCGUCCCCUGGCCCAAGAUCGGCAAGGGGCCCAUCCCACCGUCCCAUCAACCGCGAUCCCCGCGCCCGCUACCCUGAACAGCAGCAGACAGCCUACCUCGCGACCUCUGUCUCUGGGUCCCCCUCAUGCCACCCCUUCCUCUCUCCAGCAACACUUUCGCCAUCAACGCCAUCAGUCCAGUACAGAACUUCGUCCUGCUGCCGUCUACCCUUCAGCACCUGGCAUCUCCUCCCCGACGAACGAGAGGACGCCGAGACCAAGAUCAAUCGACAUGCCCUUCACCGGAGACACCAGGGCCGGCAGGUCCCCCGAGUCAGGCGCUCGCUCUCUCCUGAGCUCCUGGCUACCAGGGCCCGCUUCUCCCAGCGAGAUGGACAAUCCAUCCUCAACACCUUCCAAGUCACUCAGAAACAACAUGACGCCGCUAAACACCAACGCUUCACCAAACACCUCCCGCUUCGCCUUCAUCUCCUCGUCACUCUCCGCCCUGACCAAGUCUGCCACCUCGCCAACGCGGAAAGCGAAGCAUGACGACGAGCUCCUGAACAUGAACAUUCACGACGCCCUUUUCCCUCCUUCCGCCUCGCCUGCUGGGUCUCGCGACGCCUUUUCACCCGCUUCCUUUAAGAACCUCGAGAUGACGGCCGUUGCGCUCCUGACCAAGUUCCAACAUGCAUACGAAUCGCAGAGCGCCGCGUUGCGGGAAAUGGAAGUCGAGCGCCGCCGAGCGCGAGAAGGAAAUGCAGGCACUCAUGGGCCGCCCUCGAGCGCGAGAAGGCCGCGAACCGCAGCGGCCUAG